This is a messenger RNA of Spea bombifrons (plains spadefoot toad), 4194 nucleotides long. It is a transcript of the gene SEZ6L, whose product is annotated as seizure related 6 homolog like. Gene Ontology annotation, biological process: synapse maturation. Gene Ontology annotation, cellular component: endoplasmic reticulum; neuronal cell body. The transcript has 17 exons. The coding region runs from base 271 to 3288 and encodes 1005 amino acids. The record is from RefSeq and is a predicted model, not a curated record. NCBI's taxonomy places the organism in Eukaryota, Metazoa, Chordata, Amphibia, Anura, Pelobatidae.
UUUCUCCUUUAUCUCACAGCCUUUUCUUUCUCCCUCCUUCUCCAUUUCAGUACAGUAUCAUUCUUUUCAGAAACACAGAGCCUUCUCUGUGCCUGUUUCCUCUUGCCCUUUAAUCAAUAGCCACACCAGAGAGAGUUCUUCACAUGAAUGAGUCCUUGUGAAUUCUCAGCCCAGACGUCUCUCUCUUUCAGUGGAUGUGCAGAACACAGCUUACAAUCUUGAUCACCUCUCCUAAUCCCCUCUUUUGCUGAGACAUAAGGGAUCCUUAUCAUGUUGACCCGUGGAAUAUGCAAGUCUACUGGUCUCAGUGCCCAUCACACCAUCCUCUUCUUCCUCAUCCUCCUGCAGGGAGCCCAGGCUGAAGAUGGCAAUAGGAAGCAGAUGCCCAUCCCAACAAGUGCAUUGGAACUGGUUCCACCUGAACUUGCCAAUAAUAGAAUUGGAAAGGAAAACUCACAGCUUAAAGAGACGGCAUCUAAAAGUGUUGCCCAUUCUAGAGAAGAACUUCUUGAGUCUGAUUCUGUAAAUGAAGGCUUGGUUUCCCAGAAAGAAGACUCUGCAAGCCCAAGCACAGCUCCUAACUUUGCUGGAAACCAAACUCUACCCACCAGGAAAAAACCUCCAUCGUUAAAACAACUGAACACAGCUAGGAAACGUUUGAGACCUCUCAGUAUGACAGUCUCUGAAAAACCUAUGGAUUCAAGUUCUAGCUUCCCCCCAUCAACAGCAAAAGCCCCUGCCUUAAAGGAGCCAUCUACUGAAACUAGAGAAACAAGGGGACCUAUUCCAGAGUUUCCAUUGUGGAUAAACAGAAGAAGACACAAUGGUGCAAUCUCCCAACACCCCCUCCAGCUCAAUCCAUACACAUCUCUACCAUCUGCCCCACAUAGUCAUGAUGACGUAAAAUUACCAGCUCCAGACAUAAACACCUCUCUGCAGGCAGAUGAGCCUAUUAGGAAACAAUUUCUAGCCAAUGAUUUGAGUGCAGGGGAAGAAAACCAAGAGACAACGACUUCUACAAUAAUUACAACAACGGUGAUUACUACAGAGCAGAACCCAGUUCAAUGUAGUGUGAACUUCUAUGAACCAGAAGGGUACAUUGACUCAACAGAUUACCCUCCACUUCCUCUGCGGAAUUUUCUGGAAUGUACCUACAAUAUUACAGUUUACAUGGGAUAUGGCGUGGAGUUACAGGUGAAAAGCGUAAAUUUGUCUCAGGGAGAACAGCUUGCCAUUCGCGGAGAAGGACAAAAUGGCCUGGUAGUUUUAGCAAACGAAACACUUCUGGUUGAAGGUCAAGUCAUCCGUAGUCCAACCAACAGCCUCUCAGUUUAUUUCAAGACAUUCCAAGAUGAUGCAAUUGGAACCUUCCAACUUCAUUAUCAAAUUUUCAUGCUGAGCUGCACUUUCCCUCGGAGACCUGAUUAUGGAGAAGUGAAUGUUGUGGGCCUGCACGCAGGUGGAAAAGCCCAUUUCCACUGUAAUAUGGGAUAUGAACUGGAGGGAUCCCAAAACCUUUCAUGUAUCAAUGCUUCUAAACCACACUGGAGUAGCAAAGAGCCUAUCUGUAAAGCUCCAUGCGGAGGCAGAGUAAAAAAUGCUACUGUUGGAAGAGUACUUUCUCCAAAUUUCCCCAGUAACUACAGCAACAAUCUCUUCUGUGCGUGGACUGUAGAUGCUCCCAAAGGACAGAAACUACAUCUGCAUUUUGAAAAAUUUAUCCUGGGUGAAAACGACAGGCUGGCUGUUUACAGUAGUGGAAAAGUUCUCUUUGAUUCUACCAAGACAGAAACUGUGCCGUUUGAGGGUCUGAUUAGUGAAGGAUCUUGUGUAAGAAUUGAAUUUUCUACAGAUGAGUCCAAAACUGCUCCUGGGUUUAAUGUUCGCUUUGAAGCAUUUGAACGAGGACAUUGCUAUGAACCUUAUAUCCAGAAUGGUAACUUUACAACCACAGACCCUACUUACAGCAUUGGGGCAGUGAUUGAGUUUACUUGUGAUCCUGGUCACUCUCUGGAACAAGGACCAGCAGUAAUUGAGUGUAUCAACAUAAAAGAUCCAUACUGGAAUGAUACAGAACCACUCUGUCGAGCCAUGUGUGGGGGUGAACUCUCUACACCAGCAGGAGUCAUUCUGUCUCCAAACUGGCCAGACCUGUACACAGAGGGAGAAGACUGCAUAUGGAGGAUCCAUGUGGGUGAUGACAGAAGAAUAUUUCUUGAUAUUCAGCUAUUGAAUCUGAGCAAUAAUGACAUCCUGACCAUCUAUGACGGAGAUGAAAUCACAUCAAAGAUUUUAGGCCAGUUUGUUGGAAGCACUGGACCUCAAAAACUCUACUCAUCCUCACCAGACCUGUCCAUACAGUUUCACUCUGAUCCAGCUGGGUUGAUCUUUGGGAAGGGACAAGGAUUUAUAUUAAACUAUAUAGAAGUGUCUAGAAACGACUCUUGCUCAGACCUACCUGAGAUCCAAAAUGGAUGGAAGACGACAUCUCACACAGAUCUUGUAAGAGGAGCAAAAAUCACUUACCAAUGUGAUCCAGGUUAUGAUAUUGUUGGGAGUGAAACCUUGACAUGCCAAUGGGAUCUCAGUUGGAGCAGUGAUCCUCCAUUUUGUGAGAAAAUUAUGUAUUGCACAGACCCUGGGGAGGUAGAGCAUUCAACAAGAUUAAUCUCAGAUCCAGUUCUCCUUGUUGGAACUACUAUUCAGUACACCUGUAACACAGGAUUUGUGCUGGAGGGAAGCUCUCUCCUGACAUGCUAUAGUAGAGAGACCGGGACCCCCAUCUGGACAUCAAGAAUCCCCCAUUGUGUUUCUGAGGAGUCCCUGGCAUGUGAUAACCCGGGUUUACCUGAAAAUGGAUAUCAAAUACUUUACAAGAGACUCUAUCUGCCUGGCGAAUCUCUCACAUUCAUGUGUUAUGAAGGAUAUGAACUGAUGGGAGAAGUAACCAUUAAAUGCAUAUUGGGCCAGCCGUCUCAGUGGAGUGGACCUCUUCCAGUCUGCAAAGCCACACAAGAACGUUUUGAACAUGCGUUACAAGUGGCAGAAGCAGCGGCAGAGACUUCUUUAGAAGGUGGAAACAUGGCUUUAGCCAUAUUUAUUCCUGUCGUCAUUAUUUCUGUGCUGCUCGGCGGAGCCUACAUUUAUAUCACAAGAUGCAGGUACUAUUCUAGUCUCCGCCUUCCUCUUAUGUACUCUCACCCUUACAGCCAGAUCACUGUAGAGACAGAGUUUGACAAUCCAAUCUAUGAGACUGGGGACACAAGAGAAUAUGAAGUUUCUAUAUAGGAAAGAUUUUAGUAUCAAAGCAGGUGCCCGACACCUUCAUUCAAGAUUCAAGAUGUCACUCGUGACAAGUGAUAGAACUUCCUCAGUGCUUAAUCCAGAGACUAUGUGGAAUUGAACCUUUUAGAUUUUUUUAGCUGUAUUUCCUUUCAACUCUUUCUUGAAGAUUUCCAUCCCUGUAUUUAUAACAUUUACAUUUAAAUAUCUGUGGUUAAAAAAAAAAGAGGAAAAAAUAAGAAAAAAAAAACAAACUGUGAUGUUGCAGGACAAAGUGUGAAUAAAUGCUUUAUAAAAAUGGACUGGGGGCACUACAAAGGUUGUUCUAUCAAGAGUUCUGCAGAACUGCAAUAAAGUGACACUCUUCGAAAUGUAUAUUUUAAAGCGGAUUUUAAAAUUUAGCUGCUUAAAUGCUUUCGUGCCCCAGAUGUAUCCAAGACUAAAUUGUGUCACUCUCACCACGGAAUCGUAAUUUAACAAAUAAUAUUAAUACUUUUCUUGAGAAACACAUUUGAUGCACUUUAGUGUCAUACAGCUGUUAGUAUAGAGGUUUACAGUGAAAUGUAUAACUCCUGCUCUUUUGUACAUAAUGUUUAUAUACUCCAUAGUGUUCUAUGUUGAUACUCAUGCUACAUAACAUUUUUAACAGGGUUUUGGUUUCUCCAUGGCUCAAAAAUAAACCAGUAUCAAAAAUUUGGUUAAAUGUGUAUCGCUAAGAGCAGAGCCAAUCAAGUCAUUAUACGUUCCUAAAACCCUAAUCACUGGGGGGAAAACAUUAGCUUUCUCUUCGGUCUGAGAUGGUUUUGUACCCGUGUGUACAAAAUGUAUUAUUUUAGAGCAACGUGGUCCUUCUUGGUAAAGUGGUGCACAAUGUAGCCAUCAAAAGCAUAAGCUCGUGGGCGGGUACCACCA